Rotaria sp. Silwood2 is the source of this 1014-nucleotide messenger RNA. Lineage: Eukaryota; Metazoa; Rotifera; Eurotatoria; Philodinida; Philodinidae. The record is from the annotation of a GenBank genome assembly.
AUGGAUAUGCUUCGUCUUCAACCUUCAACUGAUUCAUCAUCAAAUGAUAUGAUGGAUAAAGCUAAACGUGUAUGGAAUAUGCUAGAUGAAUUACAAUCAAGUGAUCCAACAGCUUACAAACAAUUUAUUGAGAAAACUCUAAACGAAGGAAAAGAAUGGAUGGCACCACCAACACCAUGUCUAGCAGUUCAAUCUACAUUACAUAGUAAUCCAAAUAUUAAAGUAUUUUAUUUAAAUAUUUUUACUUGGCUUCGUUUACCAUCUCCAACAAAAAAUGAUGAAUUAACAAAAAUGUAUUCACUUACACCAACCGAAAUAACUCAUAAUAAUGAAUCUUGUAUCCUUGUGAAUAUUGCUGUACAUCCAAAUGUUAUGAAAAUCAUUGGACGUACUCAAUUAAUUCGAUCAACAUUUGAUUUAGUAGUUUCUCAAUAUAAUCUAUUAGUUGAUUAUAAUCAUUAUAAAUUUCUUGAUGAAAAAGCAAUUGGUAAUAUUGAAGAAAUUCAACAAAAUUUUCUUCAGCCAAUAUUAAAAAAUAAGAAUAAUGAUGAAAAUCUUGAAGAUUUAAUUAAUAAUGAUUUUAGUCCAUCAUUAAUCAAUCAACUUUCAUCAAUGACUAUGACUGAACAAUCAUCGUCAUCUAAUAAACAACAGCAACAAAAGAAGAAGAAUAUAAAAGCACCAGUUUUAAUUGAAGAAUUAUGGACUAUUCCAACAUAUACGGAGGAAAUAUCUAAUAAUAAUAAUUUUUUAAUUAUUCGUGUUUCAUUACCAGAAUGUGAGAGUGUAGCUGAUUGUGAUGUUACAGUAUUGCCUUGGGAAGAUACAGUACAAGUUGAAUGUUCAAAAAUUCAUAUGCGUCUUAAACUAGACAUGAAAAAACGAAAGAAACCGAAUAUACCACAUUGUAAUAGUGUGUUUGAUAUUCAACGUUUAACUGCUAAAUUUGUGCGUAAAACGCAACAACUUAUACUUACUAUUCCAAUUAUUGUGGAACCAAAUACGAACGAAUAA